Xyrauchen texanus (razorback sucker) is the source of this 6461-nucleotide messenger RNA. RefSeq names its product chromobox protein homolog 6-like. The record is from RefSeq and is a predicted model, not a curated record. Lineage: Eukaryota; Metazoa; Chordata; Actinopteri; Cypriniformes; Catostomidae. The transcript has 6 exons. The coding region runs from base 35 to 1285 and encodes 416 amino acids.
AGACAGAGCCAUCUGGGGCGCGCGCACCAAAAAGAUGGAGAUGUCGGCGGGAGGAGAUCGGGUUUUCGCCGCGGAAGCCAUCCUGAAAAGUCGUGUUAGGAAAGGUCGAAUUGAGUACCUGGUUAAAUGGAAAGGCUGGGCAUUGAAACACAGCACAUGGGAACCAGAGGAGAACAUCCUGGAUGAUCGACUCAUCUCAGCCUUUGAGCAAAAGGAACGGGAGCAAGAACUUUAUGGCCCAAAGAAACGUGGACCUAAACCAAAACAUUUUGUACUGAAGGCACGAGCACAGGUGGGUGAAACAUCUCGAAGCUCAAAAACCAGACUCACUCCACCUCGCACUGCUGCGAGGCCUCCCACCUCUUCCUCUUCUGCAAGUUCAGCAGCUCCUCAGCCUUCAUCGUCCUCUUCCUACACUACAGCUCCAACCCCCAGAGUGCACUCCCUAGCUGCUGCUCAUAAACUCAAGAAGGAUAUCCACCGUUGUCAUAGGAUGUCUCGUCGACCUUUGCCCAGACCCGACCCCUUGGCUGACCCCACGGGAUCCCGUCCUCCCAUUUCUCCAUUCUCUGAAACUGUCCGCAUUCUCAAUCGCAGGGUAAAACCGCGGGAGGUAAAGCGAGGUCGCAUUAUCCUGAACCUGAAGGUUAUUGACAAAUCUGUAAGCGGUAAAGUAGCUAACAAGAGGACACCACAAUCGUUUUCAGGGCGGGCGAAAAUCCCAUCCCGCAAUCGCAUCAUAGGGAAAAGGCAAGGGGACGUGCCCUACAGGCCAUUCCAGCAUCCAAUGAAAAUGUUGGGAUUCCCUAUGUAUGGUCAGCCUUUUGGGCUCCAUCCCUUUGGGCCAUUAUCUUCCAUGGCCAAUGAAGGGUCAGGAUCUGGAGCCAAUCAAAGUGUUGGAAACUUUGGUGGAAGCCAUUCCUCUACAAAUGUGCAGAAGUUUCAGUACCAGCCUCCACCAUCUCCUUCCAGUUCCAGUGGGUCUAACGGCAGCUCCUCUUCUUCACAGAAACAGCCAACUCCUUGUCAAUCUGAAGUUCCUUCUUCUGCAGCUGGUCCAGCAUCCUGUUCCUACAAUGCCUCCCAACCUCAAAAAGCAGCUAAGCCCAGCUCUACAUCCAGACUGGCACCAUUCCUCCCUUCGACGCCUUCCAAUUCAUCCUCUCCACCAUCGUCCUCUCAUGAAGAUGAAGACCAAGGCUCUCCAAAUGUCUCUGCAUCUCGGGGUGGAAAACGAAAGCUUCGCCAUCGAACCCAGGUGGCUCGAGCUUCGGUCUGCCAGUGAUCCAGUUUUUCAACAGCCUAGCCUUUUGCCCAGUAAUUCCACCUUCUCUUGUCACCUGCCAUCCUGUAGAGACCACGAUUCUCAUACCCCCACAACUAAAGUUCAGAAUCCACCUGAGAAAUCAUCUCAUCAGCAGCUUUCAAACAAAUUUUUUUAUUUUUUUAUUACCCAAGUAAAAAUGGACACACUUGUUUGAUGACACUUCAAGUGGCAAUAUGCCCAUUUAGGCCACAGCAUGCUAAAUAUGCAUCGAAUAGAUCUUGCCAAUCUUUUCCUUUGCUCACAACGAACCCCUGCUCUUGAAGAAUCAGAGUCAUGGCUAAAAUUCUCUGGACCUAGGAGAAAAUUUGUAUGGGUGGGGGCCUUCUUCCCUGGGCCCAAUGAGUAGGCUAUAGCAUAGAGGGCCUUAGUGGGUACCCAUCAUAACAGGGCCCAGAGCAACAUAUUCGGUUGUCCCCACUGACAACGGUCCAGCGAAGAACUGAAGUUUAAGUAGAGAUCACCGUAUCACACAGCACAAUACAUGACUAUUUAUAUGCACGCUCAAAGCUGCAAAAUCUAGAGAACAAUUAAGUUAUUUCCCUCUGCUUGACCUCCGCUCUGAUCCAGAUGUCCACCAAGACUCUAAACUGAUUUAUUUUCAAGUGUGAACGCUGAGGACUGCAUCGAGAGUGUGGUACUGUACAUUAAACCUUCCACAUACUCAUCCACCCACUUCCCUUAUCUGAGAAAUACCUUCUUUUUGCCUCCAGACUACAAUAGUUUCUGUUUUAUGUUAAAUACUUGUUAGAUACUGUAACUUUGGGGCCAAUAACCAGUGGUAAGUUCUCACAGAACUUGAUUGAGGAGUUGGAAACAUCUUUUUUAGAAACCCUUGGGUUUCUUUUAAACCUACCAAAUGUAAUAAAUUGCCUAGGUUAAUGAAACCCUCUUUCGCACUCUCAAACGUUACUGUCUGGAGGCCGUGCGUAUUUUGUUUGUGCUGGUAACUGCAUGUAGGUAGCCCCAUAAGGCUGAAGGUAUACUUGGUUUUUCUGCAUGCUGUUACGCCAAUUUCUUCAUUAGCACAGUCCUUGUGCAGCCCAGGAGGACAGUCUGCAUGCUUUUACAAUUUGCACAUGCAUAGAUCUGCUAUUGAACGAACAAAUAACAACCAAGCUCAGCCUUAAGUACAUUAAUCAUGAAUCGGCAUGAAGGCUUAAGGCCAAAACAUACUCGGAAGCAUCUGCGUACACAUACUUGCGUACGCAGAUGCUUCUAUCUACGUAAGCUUGAUUUUACAUGUAGUUGCAUUCCAAAAUGUGUCAGUAUCAACAUAACACAAAUACGCGUUGCAUUUUCAACGUUGCCUCAAGGGGUGCUAUAGCAGGCAUUAAGGCCUGAGGAUACUUACAUUAUCUGUGUUGCUGAUCGCUCCACACACAGUAUGCAGCACGGCCUGAUUGCGUGCGGCCCAGAUUUUCUCGACCUGCGGACGUGAUCCUUGUAUGUGCACACCGUCAGUGCAUCCGAUGGCUAUUUUUUUUAAAUUACUUUAAACCAAAGUGUUCUAAAGGUGAUUUUUUUACAGUCAAUGGACUGUACUAAAAAAGCACAAAGCAGCUGUGGUGGGCAUGUGUCGAACGCAUUCAUUUUUGCUCAUUGUCAGAAGCGUAUACUCCGAAAGACAACGCCGGGCCCAAUCCGAUACGUAAGGCAGAAAAACAAAGUAUACCCGGGCCUUUAGUUUGAACUGUCCGCUUCUACAGUGAGUUAUCUCUUUCAAGUCAACAACUGUCAUGGUGUAGGGGAACAGAUGGCAUGUGCAUGAUGGCAAUGCGAUAGCCAAGCACUCGCAACUGCCUAUACGUACUUGCAUGAAAUGACUCUGACUUUAUAGCCAAGCAAACAGACACGCAUAUGGAGUGCACUCAAGUAGCAUUGGCUAGUCAAAGUGAUUCCCUGAAAGAAUGCACUCUAUGUAGUUCAUGUGCACGAACUCCGUUGUUGUGCUGUUAACUCAACAACAGCUCUACGAAUUGACUAAAUGGUGAGAAAAUUUCAAUAGAUACCACAGGGUCAAUGGAAAUAUCAGAAACUCUUACCCAGUACAUUUAUAUGUCAAAAUAAGACAAGAAUGCAGCUUUAGAUGCUGUUAAUAGUGAUAAACAGUUCAAAUCUUCAGUCGUGCUGUGCCUGAAAAUUGUGGCAUUGCCGUGUAGGUGCAGAGUUUGGAUGACAAUGUCCUUUUGCUAAUAUACAGUAGCUUUAGAAAAGCUACUGUAUACACACAAUUAUAACUACAUACUAAAGAUUUUAUUAAAGGAAUAGUUCACCCAAAAAUGAAAUUUCUGUCACUUACUAAUCCUUAAGCCUUUCCAAAUCCCAAUUAUUUUCUUUCUUCCAUAGAACACACACAUAUUUACUAAUAAUAUUUUCCUCAACUAUAGCUCUCACUCUGGACAUUCUUCAAACUUUGUGUUCCACAGAAGAGGACUUUCUUUUUUCUGUGAACUAUUCCUUUAAUGUUGAGGUGUAGAAGGGGAUGCUUUUCACUAGGAAAGGACUUUUUUUGGGAAGUCCAGCAAGCAAUAUUCGGUGUGUCUCGUUUAAGAGUCUGCAUGCUCUGGAUGUCGGCCGCAUACAUCAUUGAGGCUCUUGUUUCAGAAAAGCAAGUAUGACACUCCAAAUAUAGCCUUCAAACAUGACCUUUCACAAAAAUUCAGAGGACACUGGAGGUGUAUACUUCAUUGGCACUCUCAACCUACAGUUCUUUGUGUCAAUGUAAACUAAAAUAAUUUUUCAGGAAAAACAAAAUAAUGGCGAUUUAUCCGAAGAUAUAAUGUUGAUUACUAAGUUGAAGCAGUGUAUUUAUAUAUAUACUCAGAGUGCUUGCGUAGGUUAAGAGUAAGACGUGCUGUCGUAGCAACUAUGAUACGUUCUGUUUCCUUUGUCUUACGAAGGCCUUCUCAUUUAAACUAAACUAAGCGUCGUAAGUUAAGGACGCUCUGUAUAGCUACGUACAAAGGACACGUCCUACCUAGCAAUAGCCUUUGCAAUGAGACACACCUAUUAAUAACUUGUCUCAUUAGACCUGAAGAAACGGGUUAAUACAGUUUAUGGCAGCUAACUAGGUGUAUGGAAGGAUGAUAAAAUACCAGACUCCACCAGAGGACAAAGUCAAACCUCAUUAUACGAUUUAAUUAUAGAACAUUGUUGUGUAUGUAGUCAUGAAGCCGUCCUCUAAUGGAGCACUCUUACUCUUUAUCGAUGUGCCUUUAGAGAGAAAUUAACCUUUAUUGUGGACAUGUAUUAUGUUGAAAAAUCUAAUUAUUUACAAAUAUUGUCACUUUUCUUUAUUUUGUUUGUGUGUGUGUGUGUGUGUGUGUGUAUCUAUAACUGUUUCUAACUUAUUAUGAAACUAUAAGUUGGUCAUUACCGUCUAGUAAUUUAGUUAGUUUACAGGCUACCACAAAGAUGAGGAAUGGUUCACCCAAAAUGAAAAUGAUUUCCUUAUUCUGCCAUUUCGUGCAUGUAUGCUGUUUGUUUUACUUUUAGCACAAAAGGAGAAUUUAUAAGAGCCUGUUAUUUUUAAUUAACCAGUUCGUCCAUUUUACAAAUCUGACUGAACAAUUUUUUAAAUAUAGUUAUUAAAUUUUUUUUGGUUGGUUGGGUCAAUUUUAGGGCUCAAUUUCUGUGGUCACUAUGAACUGCUGUUGCAUGUUCUGGAACAAAUCUUUUAGAUUUUGAAUAAUUAAAGGGAUAGUUCACCCAAAAUGUAUUUCUCAUGAAUGAAUCUCAUGAUUUACUCACCCUCUUGGCAUUCCAGAUAUGGGUGUCUUUCUUCUGCAGAACAUAUUAUGAAGAAUUUAGAAGAAUAUUUUAGCUCUAUAGGUCCAUACAUUGUAGCUCCAAAAUCCACAUAAAGGGAGCAUAGAAGUAAUCCAUAAGACUCCAGUGGUUAAAUCCAUGUAUUCACACACAAUAUGAUGGGUGUGGAUGAGAGACUGAUCGAUACUUAAGUCAUUUGUUUUAUCAUACAUUCUCCUCUCUGCCCAGUAGGGGGCAAUAUGCAUGAAUAAUGUGAAUCACCAACAGCAGAAGGUGAAAGUGAAGGAAAAACAACUUAAAUAUUGAUCUGUUUCUCAUCCAGACCUAUUGUAUUGCUUUAGAAAAUUCUCAUCUGGUCUGAAUUUUGUAGCUUCAAAGUGUUGGCACCCAUUCACUUGCAUUGUAUGGACCUACAGUGCUGAAAUAUUCUUCUGAAAAACUUCAUUUGUGUUCAGCAGAAGAAAGUCAUACACAUAUGGGAUUGCCUGAGGGUGAGUAAAUUAUGAGAGAAUUUCUAUUUUUGGGUGAACUAUCCCUUUAAUGAUGACUGAGCUAUUCCUGUAGUGUGAACUCCUCUACUUUUCAGUGUUUUGUUGAACAUUCUUUGAUAUUUUAAUCUGUUUUGUUUAUCAAAGUAGUCAUCAGUUUAUCCCAGGUCUGAAGAAAUUGAUGAUUCUGAAAAUAUCCAUGGUGUUGUCCCAUUUAGGGCAUUACGUGUGGUGCUUUUAGCUGCUCUGUUUUUCCCCAUGUUGUUGUUAACUUGGUCUACAAAGUGUUCCACAUACAAACAGUCAAGUCUUUGUUUACCAUUAUAUCCUAAAUGGUAGGAAAUAGAUGUCACUAUGGUGUGAACCAGUGCAAGAUUGUUUCACCUAAAGAGGUAGCUUAGCACUAUAAUAAUAUGUGGCCUACAUUUCAUGCAAUAGGGCUUGUAUUUUAUAGGAUGUAGCCAUCAGAGCCCGUCAUGGCACAGAUUAUGAGAUUAUGUUUUUGAAAAAAUAAGGUGUGGAUGAAGGUACUAGAGAUUGCAAUCCUCAAAUAGCAGAUCAGAUGUGUUUUUCGAGGAGUUUUAUUAUUAUUUCUGUACUGUAGAAUUGAAUGAUACGUGCUGCCUUUAUUUUAUAGCCAUUGUUCCAUUUUAAUAGUCUAAUUUGGGUUUGAGAGAAUGGAAAACCCAAACAACUGAACUAAGUGUGAUUUAUAUAAGUCAUCUUUUUUGUAGUAAAGUUAAUUAUUAUGAUAAUGUUGCUAUGACAUCGUAAUGUAACGAAUGCAUGAUUUCUGAAACCUAAUUGUACAGGUCAUUUAAAUGUCAUGAUGUUGUUGCUUUGUGUGUUUCAUGAAACAUGCUUUUAAUAAAAUUCCU